ACGAGUCUCUUCUUGUCGUGACAAAGCUACCAGAGGUUGAAUUUCUGCAUUUACGUCCCAUAAAUUGCGUUCCGAGUCGUGGAGUCUUCGUUGUCAUUCUUGUUAUCAACGCAAGGCUGCUUUACAAUUGAUUGCCAUUCCCGGAACCAUCCUUUCUGUGACACAUUCAAAUGCAGAAAAGCACCUCUGCGCUGCUGUACACAUUCAAGCCGGUCUGUGCUUCACUCGAGUCGUCUCCGCGAUGCUUUACUGUCCUACGCUCGAGGAAGCUGUUCAGAUGUAAUCGUCAACCUCUCUCAACGUCCGCUCGCUUGAGUCAAGAGCGACCCUCUCCAGCAAGCCAACAUGGCUCCGACCCUCCAAGAGGAGAUAAUGCGACACCAGCCUCUCCCUCGAUGGAAACCCUCCUGUCCCAGACCCGUCCUGAAGACAACUCCCUCCUCGCACCAGUCCAUGUCGCAGAAGACCCGAACGCCAUUCUGAAAUCAGACCAUCCCUCUUCAAAUAUCCUUGCCCAACCGGGAAUUGUCGUACAGAGGCAGAUUGAGAUGAUGAACCUAUUCCUAGGUUUUGAACAGGCCAAUCGAUAUGUCAUUUUGGACCCCAAUGGCGCUCAUAUUGGCUACAUGGCGGAGCAUGACGGCGGUCUCGGAAAGGUUAUGGCCAGACAAUGGCUUAGAACACAUCGUGCUUUCACGACUCAUGUCUUUGACAAGCAUGGAACGGAGGUUUUGAGAUUUCACCGGCCGUUCUCUUGGUUUGUCACACAUAUUCGCGUAUAUGAUGCUCUCACGCCGCAAGUUAUCUCGGCACAAUCGUCGCAUAUACUGCAAAAUCCGUCAGUUUCGGACACAUUGAACAGCCUUCAACAGAUUUCUCAUGUUCCCCUCGAUUCCAUGCGGGUCGUUGGUGAAGCUGUGUCCGAAUGGGCCCUUUUACGACGUAAGUACAAUCUAUUUGUGCAUCCUGACGACGCUGCUGGCCCGGAAGGCACGUUCCCCCGCCAAUUUGCUUCUAUCAACGAGCCCUUCCUAUCCUGGGAUUUCUCGCUUUUUGACCAGAAUUCUCGCUUGAUUGGCUCCGUGAACCGGUCUUUUCGUGGAUUUGGUCGAGAGAUUUUCACAGACACCGGGAGUUAUGUACUACGCAUGGACGCUGCCGGGUCGGAAACGGAUACACAUCAGGUCGAUCUGGCCAUGCAGUCGGAGAACAAGCCUCGUGCUUAUGCUGAGACAUUGGGAAACAAGAGUGGUGUGACCGGCAUGACUCUUGAUGAGCGAGCUUGUUUACUUGCUACUGCAGUGACACUGGACUACGAUUAUUUCUCACGUCACAGUUCAGUCGGGGGUUCCGGUGGCUUUCUUCCUUUAUGGAUGGGAGGAGGAGAAGCUGCCGGUGGUGCUGCCGGUGGUGCUGCUGGCGCUGGGGAGGCUGCCGGUGGCGCAGUUGUCGGCGGAGCCGGACGGGCUGUAGGUGUAGGCUCGGCCGCAGGCGGCGUUGGUGAAGGCGCAAUAGCAGGCGCUGGUACCAUGGCAGGCUACGAGGCAAUGCAGAGGGGUCUGGGAAGAGGUUCACAGGCUGAUUCAGAGAAUGCAAGCCCCCAGGAGCAACCUUAUGGCGGACCCUAUGGGUCCCAGUCUCCGCAAAGCCAGUCUGGUGAGUCUCCAGCACACGACCAGACCCUUGACUCACCACAACCUCCUCCAGCCGAACCUGGUCCUGAAAAUGAAGCAGGCGAUGUCUGGGGACAGGGCUCAGACCCCUGGAGUGAUGGAGCUGGACAGGGACCUGCGGAUGGGGGCGAAGGGGGAGGAUUCAUUUCGUCCUUGUGGGAUUCAUUCUUUGGUGAUUAGAUCAUGUUCCGACAGAUAACAUCUCGAGAACAUUGUAUCUAUUCAUUGAGUUCUUCCUUUUUACUUGAUCUUCAAAUAAUGAUAAUUACGGUCACUCACGGC
Molecule: messenger RNA, 1955 nt
Organism: Exophiala oligosperma
Lineage: Eukaryota; Fungi; Ascomycota; Eurotiomycetes; Chaetothyriales; Herpotrichiellaceae
Exons: 1
Coding region: 171-1853 (560 amino acids)
Biological process (GO): plasma membrane phospholipid scrambling
Cellular component (GO): plasma membrane
Molecular function (GO): phospholipid scramblase activity
Source: RefSeq, a predicted model, not a curated record